Molecule: messenger RNA, 1052 nt
Organism: Penicillium brasilianum
Lineage: Eukaryota; Fungi; Ascomycota; Eurotiomycetes; Eurotiales; Aspergillaceae
Source: the annotation of a GenBank genome assembly
GCGUUUUGAUGGAGAGAAUUAUGAAAUUUUCCCGUAGGGGAAAGUGUACGAGAAGGGCGGGAAUUAGUUACGUUACUAGCGGUGACUUGAGAUGAAUAAGCAAAUCCAUCGGGCAUCGGGAGUCCCAGCGGGGAGAACUUGUCCCUUUUCCAGCACGACAAUCCCCUUCCAACACUCACUUCCUGUUGCAGGACUGUAAAUAGUAUUUCUCCUGAAAAUGGUUGCUCACUUGAAUCGAUUCUUGAGUUCCGGUGCCGGACUGGAGAAGACAUUGCGUCUGACCCAGUCCGUGGCCCAGAUCGCCGCGGUGUUUUCUGUGGGGAGCACCGCUGUGCGGUUCACUACUGCUAAAUUGCAAUUGGCGCUGACACGGCGGUUCUUCCGUUUCUUUGGCUUCAUCGAGUCCUUCAGCCGCGUUUCUACGUUGCUCAGCAAGGAUGGUAUGAGCUCUGUGCCUGGAUGGUUGGAUCUCGCCAAGUGGACCUGCUUUGGUCUCUACUUCCUGCUUGAGGAUUUGACUAUCCUACACGCUAUGGACGUCUACCUUGUCCCCUGGGAAGCGCGAGUAAUGAAAGAGGCAAACACUUUUUGGUUCUACGCUCUAUCGUUCUCUCUCGCCGGAGCUUUUUACGGCUUGCUGUUCUCUGCAUCUGCAGAUUCAGCACCCAAGGCAAAGGACCAAAAGGAAAAGAAGAACGGCACUAAGGCUGAGAAGGAAAAGCCUGAGCCAGUUGCCAAUGAGAAGGCCAAUGCCACUAAGACUACUGCUUUGGUACGACAGAUUGUGGUUGAGGGCUGUGACUUGGUGCUUCCCAUUACGCUUUUGAGCUGGGUGCACACGCCGGACUUGGUGGUCGGCUUGACGAUGGUGGUGAGCACCGUCCUGACUGGUCGCGAGAUUUGGAAGAAAGUGUGAUUUUGGGAGAUGAGGGGAGCACAAAUUGUAGACAUAUUUAGAUCAUAGAUAGGUUUCGAUAGCCGUCGUCCCCGAGAUAUAUUUUCGGAGUAUCGGGUACGUAGUGAGAGGUGGGAACUUAGAACGAGAAUCAUUG